Molecule: messenger RNA, 999 nt
Organism: Durusdinium trenchii
Lineage: Eukaryota; Dinophyceae; Suessiales; Symbiodiniaceae
Source: the annotation of a GenBank genome assembly
AUGGGGUGUGUCUCAUCCGCGAGCGUGACACCAUUAGACACUGCUGAGGGCCAAUUCUUCCAGCACUACAAGCUUGGUAAGAAGUUGGGCGAGGGAGCCUUCGGGCAGGUUCGCCUGACCACCAGGAUGGACUCUGGGGAAAUGUAUGCUGUGAAGAUCAUGGACGUGCGUAGCUCCAGGGAUGUUGAGAGGCUGGAUCAAGACAUCCUCAGGGAGGCGAAGAACGAGGCGCGGCUUUUGAAGGAAGUCUCUGGACACCCAAAUGUGGUCGCCCUGCAUGAGACUUACUUGGAGUCACCUGGGCUGUUCUACAUGAUCAUGGAGAGGUGUUAUGGAUCUUUGAUGGACAGCCUUUGUGACAUGCCAAAGCUCACAGAGAUUUGGCUACGUCGCAUGUUUCGGCAGAUGCUGCUGGGAAUCGGAGCUUGUCACAACGCCGGAAUCGUGCACAGAGAUAUCAAGUUGGACAACUUUCUCUACGGCGGAAUGUUUCAGGAUAUCAUCAAGCUGUCAGAUAUGGGCCUCGCUGUAAAGCUCCCCAGAAGUGGCUAUGUGAAAGGUGUCUCUGGCACUGCACCGUACAUGUCUCCAGAGAUGCUGGCCAGAAAGAAAUACAAUACACAGACAGAUGUUUGGUCCUUUGCCUCGACGGUGUAUGUGAUCCUUUAUGGCGAUGUACCCUACUCGCCAUCCCAGCCUACAGCUGCAUCUGUGAAGAAGGCGAUCGUGAAUGCCUUUCCGCCGCCCGCGUGGAUGCGGAAUGCCAAGUUGGCCAAACACUACCAGCAACCUUCGUCAGGGGCAGAAACCUUCUGCCGGUACUUGCUGGUCAGAGAUCCGCAGAAGCGUCCAAGCAUCAAUGAUGCCCUCAACCAUCCCUUUGUCGAGGAGAAUCUCUCAGAGGGCCCGAUGGAGGACAUGGAUGAGGAUGAGCAGAGCGUGGUCAUCGAAACGGCUGGCGAGCGGGUGCGGACCAUCACUGACAUGUGCCGCAGCUGA